AGGAUGCUUACCGUUUGGUCUCAUCCUGAAUCUUACGUCCUUCCGCCGGAGGAACAAGGUGGUAAAGCGUCACCGACAAAUUCUGAAGAUUACAAGACACCGCCAGAGGAUGAUCCGAUGACUGAAUGUCGCACACCAGACGUUGGGAAUUCGAAGCUGAGUCGAUAUCUGACUAGGUCAUUAAAAAAAGCAGAGCUAGAAGGGAAAUGUAUUCCAAUAAGCUCAACCAAAAAAGAUGACCUCCAGACGAAGCGUAUUCCGAGACGUUCAACAAAGAUUGGAGGAGUGUACACCCCAGACAAGAGAUUGAAGAAGCUUUUCCAAAGCUGCAAGAAACCCAAAUAUACGCCCUUAGCAGACUUGGAGAAAGCGCAGUUUCAAGAGUUUCAGUCAAUUCUCCGCGAGAAACCGGCACAGGAAUUCGAAAUUGUUAUUGGGAUCCAUGUCUCAAAUAAGUUCUUCCUGUCGUUGGCGCGGCCAACAAAUUGGGUCAGUACCGAGCACAUUUCUGUGCUAAUUAGUAUGCUAGUAAGGCGACAUGGACGCAAUUAUCUGAGUCGGAGGUGCAGAUUUGUAGACUACUUCAGUAUUGCGGGCAUCAUAUCAAAGUUCGCAGAGUUCGAGAAGGCCUCAGAUAAAUUGGGAUUCAACUGGGGAGGGCUUGUCAGUUUCAGUUUCACCGGAAAAACGCCGCGUCGGAAUGACAAGAAGGUGUUGUUGGUUGAUGUGGACAGGGUGUACGCCCCAAUGAUGUGGGGAAAAGAUCAUUGGGUUGGUCUUGUGAUCAACUUGACAUGCAGACAAGUGGAGAUUUUGGACUGCAACAUUCCCCUUAAUGAGUCCGAUAAUGAGGUGAACAAGCACAUGGCUUAUCUUCUACGCGCAUUGCCUCAUGUCUUAGCUGCGUUUUCGCCUCCUUCCGAUAGUAGUCAUCCUGAAGAAGACCAAGCAUUUUCAUGGGUGCGUCCAGACAAUAUUUACUUCAACGAAAGGUCUGGCGACUGUGGACCAUGCGCGGUCAAAUUUCUGGAAAUGCAUGCAGCGGGAUACUCCUAUGAGGAUAUGGGGCAGAUCGAUGACAAAAAGGUGGACAUAUUCCGUCAGAAAUACGCGAUGGAUACCUAUGAAGAAUUUAUUGGAAACGCAAAAGUUCAAAACGAUGGUUGAA
This is a messenger RNA of Brassica napus (rape), 1168 nucleotides long. RefSeq lists its product as uncharacterized. Gene Ontology annotation, molecular function: cysteine-type peptidase activity. The transcript has 3 exons. The record is from RefSeq and is a predicted model, not a curated record. NCBI's taxonomy places the organism in Eukaryota, Viridiplantae, Streptophyta, Magnoliopsida, Brassicales, Brassicaceae. Gene Ontology annotation, biological process: proteolysis. The coding region runs from base 4 to 1167 and encodes 387 amino acids.